AUGAAGACCGCCGUCUUCGUGACCCUUUCCGCUGCCGCUCUGGCUUCGGCCCACGAGGCCCGCGCCCCGCUUGACCUCAGCCUUGAUAUUGGCGACCUCGUCAACGUCGACGUCUGCGUGGGCCUUGACCUCAAGCUGCCUCUGGGCAUCAGCCUCGAGUCCGAUGGCUGCCCCAGCCACGAGCCCCCGGAGGGCUAUGUCAACAUCUGGCACCCUGCCCACGACGUCCCCAUCGACGACUGCGACCAGACCGACGAGGGGGGCUGGCACUACGUCCGCCCUUGCGGCUGCGGCGAGCACAAGCACGUCUGGACCACCAGCACCGUCACCCAGACCCAUGUGAGCACGAUUUACGACUGCCCUCCCGCGGUGACCAACUGCCCUGCCCGCAAGACCACCCUCACUGUCGGUGCCACUACCACCGUCUGCCCGGUCCCCGCCUCGAGCACCCCCGUGGCCACCAGCACUCCCGUCGCCACCAUCUCGACCUCCACCGUCCAGAAUGUUCCCACCACCCAGGCUCCUCCCGCCACCCAGCCUCCGGCCAGCCAGCCCCCUGCUACCCAGCCUCCGGCUACUCAGGCGCCUCCUACCACCCAGGCUCCUCCUGCUCCCACCACGCCCGCUGUGGAGGUUCCCCCGGCCACCAACGUUCCUCCCACUCAGGUCAACACUCCUGUCGGCACUGGCUCCUACUCUAUGCCCGCCCCCGUCGGCACCGCCCCCGGUGUCCCCGGCGGUAACAACACUGUCCCCCCCGUCAUCGCUGGAGCCUCCACCAACGGCCAGGUCGGCGUCCUCGCCGCCGUCGGUCUCGUCGCGGCCUUCUUCCUUUAA
Messenger RNA from Purpureocillium lilacinum, 837 nucleotides. RefSeq lists its product as uncharacterized. NCBI's taxonomy places the organism in Eukaryota, Fungi, Ascomycota, Sordariomycetes, Hypocreales, Ophiocordycipitaceae. The record is from RefSeq and is a predicted model, not a curated record.